AUGGCCGGCCUCAACGACGUGCCCUUCAUCAAGGGCCUUGCCGUGCCCUCUGUUUGUUCUCUUAUAAUCUUUCUCGCCUACUUCUCCCAAUUCCUAUUCCAUUACUCGACCACUCUCGAACCCGGUCCUCCCUCACGUCGCGAAACUAUCACCUUCAACAGCCUCCUCCUUAUCUUAUGGAUAACCUACUACCGCGCCGUUACCACCGAUCCGGGCCGUUAUAUAUUUAAAGACCGUGUUAUUGAGGCCGAUGGUCAGCGCUGGUGUAACAAAUGUGCGGCUCCCAAGCCUCCCAGGGCGCAUCAUUGUCGCCAUUGUGCGAGAUGCGUGCCCAAGAUGGACCAUCACUGUCCCUGGACGAGGAACUGCGUAUCUAUGACCACGUUUCCGCAUUUUAUGCGCUUCCUCGUCUACACGAACAUGUCGUUGUGGAUGCUGGGUUACUUCCUAUGGCAGCGCUUCGCUAAAAUAUGGGAACACCGUCGUCUGCCGGCCUAUUUGGGCCCCAGUCUCUCUGGACUAAUCUGCCUGUCUCUUAUUGCCAUCGUCAACUUUGUUACUACUGUGGCUUUGGGCAUCAUGCUCAUUAACACUGUUAGAUCAUGGGUCUUCAACCAAACCAUGAUCGAGGGCUGGGAGCAAGAGCGUCAUGAGGCUCUGAUGGAUAAGGGCCCUAAGGAGUGGUGGGAUAUAAUGGGUCCUGAUGGCGAGAAAGUUCGAUUCGAGAGACUUGAGUUUCCUUACGAUAUCGGUUUCUUUUCCAACAUGGCUCAAGCGAUGGGCACCCGUAACGUCCUCUGGUGGUUCUUCCCCUUUGCUGGGAAUCCUACCAUCGCUAAGGACGGUGAAGGCUCGGGCUGGACAUGGGAAGAGAACGGCUUUAACCGCAUCGAAGGUCUUUGGCCACCACCGGACCCAGACAAGCUCCGUAGAGCUGCGCGAGGCUGGCCUGCUGGAAACCGCAACUACGCUGAGGAAUUGCGCCAAGUAAACAUGAGCUCCAGCGAGUACAAGGCCGAGUUUCUCAAGCGCCAGGCCGACGAUGAGAAGCGCAAGAGACACCUUAUGGCGGAGCUAGAAGAAGUUGACGAUUUCGACAUGUACGAUGAUGAAGAGUAUGAUCGCGAUUUUAACGAAGGACUUGGAUGGGUAAACUCGGACGGCGAUCGGCUACGAGACUAUGGCGUUGAUGAAGAGGAGUCGGCAGCUGAAGAAGCAGACGACGAUGUGCCAUUAGCCGAGCUGAUACGACGAAGAAAGGUGCUACAAAAGGACGGUUCAGAAGAUUAA
This is a messenger RNA of Fusarium coffeatum, 1290 nucleotides long. RefSeq lists its product as uncharacterized. Gene Ontology annotation, molecular function: protein-cysteine S-palmitoyltransferase activity. The record is from RefSeq and is a predicted model, not a curated record. The transcript has a single exon. The coding region runs from base 1 to 1290 and encodes 429 amino acids. Lineage: Eukaryota; Fungi; Ascomycota; Sordariomycetes; Hypocreales; Nectriaceae. Gene Ontology annotation, cellular component: endoplasmic reticulum membrane.